AUUCAAAUCCGCUAUUAAACAUCCACCAAAAACCCUAAGCUCUUCAGCUGGAGUCGUCACUCAACCUCAGGGCCUCGACGAUGCAAGAUCCGGAACAUCGGUGGAUGUAUAUAGAAGGCAGUGGCUGGAGCUGCACCUGUCGCCUUGAUUCGAAACCUAGAAAUAUUAUUUAGAAUUUUUGUUUAAUAUAUUUAUAGUAAUUCCGAACCUAUAUAUUAACAGAAAAAGGGAAGUAAUCCUCUAGUAUUCUGCAUUCACUGGCCUGAAAUCCUGAAUCUAUCUUUGUGCAUGAAUUGUAACAAUGAUAACAAAUUAAGUUCUUUUGGGCCAGAGCAUUAUGUGAAAAAGGUCCCUAAGAGUAGCCACCAGGAAAUGAAGUUGACUAACGAGAGGUGGGUUUUUGUGGAUUUCGUAACUUCUCGGAAUUAGAAGUUAGUACUUUUACGCUAGGUCCUUGCUUUCUAAGAUUGGUUUAUUCUUUUAAAGAUUUAUAUGUUUAGAAAAUAUAAAGAAAUUCUAAUACUUUUUAUUUGUAUUUGCCAAAUAUUAGCAUGAUAUGAGUUUAAAUGGAGUAAUGUGGUCAGUGAGGAUUCAUACAGCCGACCUCAACUUGUUUGGGAUUGAGACAUAUUUGUUGUUCUAACUCAAGGCUACCUCAAACCAUCAUAGUCCCACCAUGAUUGAAGGAGGUCAUAGAUUCUACCUUUUUCCUUUGAUAGGCUUCUUACCAUCAGCCACAUGUUAAGGGAAACCCAUCAAGAUGCUAUGAAUGAAUGGUUUGAGAUCCUUGGCGCAUAUCAGCACCCAUUGUCACCUUCUUCAAGAUCGUGUGUUUUUGUUUUGGAUUAAUGGGUCAUAGUGGUUGUUCAACAAUGGCAUAUUGGUAUCUGUAUGUCAUAUGUAUAGCUUCAGCCAUUUGUUGGAUUUCAUUUUAUUUUUCCGUCAUUUGUUUGUUUUGGUAUCCUAUUUCGUACAGCAACAACAACUAGGAUUCAGUUCCAAGCGAGUUAGGGUCCAUGUCGCUCUAUUUAAGCUUCGGUAUCUUACUUAAUAUAGCAAUACAAAUGUGUCUUGAUGCUCAUUUCAUUUAAAAGCUUCCUAACAAAAUAGCUUAUUUCCGCUGCCAAACCAGAUGAUCAUUGAAUAGAAUGGAUUUGGAGGUGAUUACAAUAAAAUUUCUCUGCUUUAACCUUAAAUAAUCGAAGUCUUAAUGCAAGCAAAGGAAGUGUCAGGUGUUAUAUUUAAGCGCUCCCCCUUAUUAUUGAAGUCUCUUGUUUGCCAUUUUUAUGUUGAUGUCUUUCAUGUCAGUGGCAUUUUACUAGCAAUAAAGAUGGUAUGAACCCGAAUCAUUUCAGAUGCUGGCAAGUAUCAGCAGUCAGCAAACACUACUACUGAUGACCUGCUUCAUAUGCGUUUUGCUUUUGGACUAAGUGGAGAGAGUUGGACUCACCAUGGAUGUAUCAUUAAUUCAAUAUCUUUAUCUAAGAUAUUGUAUGUCUUCAUUCAUUUUUUGUAUUUUGAUUUGAUUCGUUGGCCAUCUUUCCUCUAUCUCAUUUAUUCUUGCGUUAACGAUUUUGUGCUUGAUAUUAGACCUGUGUUCUCCCUUUGUCCCCCUGCUAUACAUAAAGUUUGUAGUAAUUUUUCACUGUUAGAUGCAAUCAAGGCAAAAAAUGUCACAUCCCCAGAUACGGAAGCAGAUCCUCUUCCUAAUGUUGGAAGAGUUGCAUUUUCCAAAAAAUAUCAGACAGCUCGCAACCCUAGAUCUGAUAUGCCCAAAACUUCAGAAUAUGCUUUCUUCAAGAAGUUGAAAAAGGAUGUUGGCCAUAGUAAUUCGGAUCUUCUCCACAGAAGGAGUAAACUAUCAAAGAAUAGUACCUCAGACACAACGAGCACACACAACGUGCUGAAGUGUCCAAAUAAGGACCUUAAAAUCCCAAUUCAAGUAGAAAAGGAAUAUCAGACUAAUGAACGCCAGUCCUUUUCACCUGUUGAUGGUGUCAUAGGUAUAUCCAAGGAGGCAAAACUUAAGUCCUUUUCACUCCCAACUGCAGUGACUCCUGUAGAUUCAAAUUUGCGGCUGUCACCCCUUGCAGGGAGCCAGUACUCUGGUAAUGGAUUUUUUGCUGCAAAGAGACAGAAACUACGUCAGCAGGCAAAUGCACUGUUUCUUGAUGUCAAAAAACUCAAUUCUGAAAGGUUUGAUUUGGUUUCUGCACUUCUCAGCCGGCUGUUCCCUGGAAGGAAGGAGGGUGAAGGUUUCUGGGAUUCAAAGGUCAGGAAAGGGGAAAAUUCAAGUACUACCUCACUUGUACAUGCUAAGCCAGAUCAUGCGCGACCUCAUUCAAAACACAAAGAAGAUGUUACAGUACCAGAAUAUAGGAUGAGCCAGACUGAUGGCUGCCUCACUAAUUUCUUUUGUAGGCCAAAGGAGAGAGUUCCCCUAGAAUGGGAUAACUUCAAUUCUGCCUUUCAUCUCAUCGACUAUGACGCAGAAACUGGUUUGCUCUGUGAAGAUGUAGAUAAUAGUCAAAUUUCAAACAACAAAAGUAUAAGUUUGUGGGAUCAGAGUGAUUCAUUGCCUUCAUUAUCCUUUGACCAGCAUGGGUUUGCAAAUCAUCUCCUACUGGAUAGACUUCAUAGUGCAAAUAUACCUGUAAGCAGAGAAGCACAAAACUUAUUCUUAGAUUGGGAUUUCAAUGAGGAGAAAAAUGAUCCCGCAUUAGCCAUAACUACUAGCGGAGGGAAUAAACUGUGUUCACCAAUAUCCACCUUACCGCAUGUUGAUUACCAGCGGAGUACAGAAAAGAAGCUUGAUGUGCUGGCACUGUCAUCUUUAUAUACAAACUCUGCAUACUUUGAUGCACUGCCAUAUUUUCAUUCAAACAGUUUUCAGCAGAAACUCUUUCCUACCAAAUUUUGCUCCAGGGAUUUUGGAACGAUUCUUGAACACGAGGAGUGUGCAGUUGCAAGAUUGGACCAGUUUGACCUACCCUUGUUAUGCAACUCAGAAGAUUUUAAUUCUCUGGAAGAUCAUAAUCCUGAUUUUGGAACAAUUCUUGAACAUGAGGAAUGUGGAGUUGCAAGAUUGGACCACUGUGACCAACCCUUGUUAUGUUACUCAGAGGAUCUCACUUCUCUGGAAGAUUGUAAUCCUGAGAAUGCAUUUGAAAGUGGCAAUGUUAUUGUCCCUUAUCUUGGUCAUCUUGAGAAGAAUCAUUGUGAUUCUGAUGAACUCUUGCCAAUUGCCUUGGAUACAUUCAGCUGGAAUUUCCUGUCAGCAACCAGUUCCCCGUUGCAGAGGGGUUUAUCUGCUUAUCAUACUUUAAGACUACCUCACAGAAAAGAUACAGUUGGUCUAACAAAUGAGGAGAUCAAAUACAACUUGUAUGGUUUAAACCCAAGAGAAACUGCUCCUCAAUCAUUUGAACAGUCAUUCAACUCUCAUAUCUGGUACUCUCGCAACUCUGAAGUAUCUUGUGACAAAGCAAGUGGUGGAUCUCUAUUACUUGAAAAUUCAAGCUGGGUUACAUCUGUUGAAGAAAUUUCUCCUGAUCAUUCUGAUGAAUGGACAUUGAGCUGAAGAUUCACAUAUAGUUUUGACGGGUCCUAUACUCAUAUUAAAUAAUCAUAGUGUUGCCUCCUAUUCCAUUAAAGAAUGGAAUUCCGCCAAGAAAACAUCUUUCAUUUCUGGGUGUUUCUUACACUAGUGUGACAGUGAUCUACUAUGUGUAAAUCACCCUUUCUGGAAGCAUUCAACAGACUAAGGUAUGUAUCAGGGCCUAUAGUAAUACAUUGUUUUUUGAGAUUGCAAGUAGAAAAAUAGUGUAGUUCUGGUAUUUUGCUAUCCUUAGUUUCACUUACUAUGUAAACAAACGUCUCAUUAGGUAUUUAGUAUUCGCUGA
This is a messenger RNA of Nicotiana tabacum (common tobacco), 3902 nucleotides long. NCBI's taxonomy places the organism in Eukaryota, Viridiplantae, Streptophyta, Magnoliopsida, Solanales, Solanaceae. The record is from RefSeq and is a predicted model, not a curated record.